Molecule: messenger RNA, 1806 nt
Organism: Cuscuta campestris
Lineage: Eukaryota; Viridiplantae; Streptophyta; Magnoliopsida; Solanales; Convolvulaceae
Source: the annotation of a GenBank genome assembly
AGGAAAGUGGUGUCAGGGAGCAUUCAGCUAAAAUAAAGCAAAUUAUGGUUGCUUACAUAUUUAUGAAUGCCUUUGAGCUUAGUGUUGAAUAUAAUUAUGGACCAUUGUCUCUUACAGUAUUAUCAUAGCAGUUGUAUUUAUAUAUUUUUGCGACUGGUAGGAGGUCGAGCAUUUGGAAGCAGAUGGGGUUGACCAAGAUUCAUACAAAUCUCCUUCCUCCUUAAAGAAAGAAGAUUUUGGUUGCUCCCAGAAAAGUGCAAAACCGUCACCUAAUAAGCUAAGUAAGAAGAAGAAUAGAAAAGGUGGGCUCUCCAUGUUUUUGAGUGGCGGUCUUGAUGAUGUUCCUAAAGUCGAGGUGGUUCCACUAGUAUCUCCAAAAGUUGAAGGCCCGGCUUGGGGAGGUGCAAAGAUAGGGAAAGGGUUGUCUACAUCUCUUCGCGAAAUACAGAAUGAACAGAACAAAGUAAAGGAAACACAACAAGUUAAGAAGGGCAGCCAUGGGCAGCAGCAGCAGCUGGAGGUGGAUGGCCUCAUCAGUAGAGGGAGGAAGAAACAAUUAAGCGUGUUUUUAUCAGCUAAUCCAUUACCAGUUAAUGCUUCUUCUUCUUCUUCUUCUCCAAGAACAUCAACAACACAAUCAAGGGCCACACCAGAUGAAGAAAGGAACAACACUCUUCUUCCCUGGGCUGCCACCACAUCUGCCGGAAGCGGCUCUCCUCUUUCGCGCCCCUCUCUCAGGGACAUACAAUCCCAGCAGCAGGGGAAGAGACACUACCAGCACGGCCUAUCUAAAAGCCCAACAACUGCAGGAUCCUCCUCACUUAUGUCCAGUGGGUCACCAUCGGACUCUAACAGCGGUUUGAACCGCUGGUUCAAGCCAGAAAUCCAGGCGCCUUCACCUAUCCGGUCAAUCCAGAUAGAGGAAAGGGCAAUAAAGGAACUGAAGCGCUUCUAUAGCAGUGUUAAGGUUGUUAUGAAGGACCAACGCUCUUAACAAGAAUGCGGUUUAUUUCUCUGUACAUACGCCCGCCCAAAUUGGAUUCCCAUUGCUUCAUUCUUUUUCCAUAUUGGUAGGUAGACAUUAGUGUUGUUCUAGCACUUAAGCUUAUAUACAUCAUUGAGAUGUAUCUCUACAGCCUGUAGCAUCAUCAUUUUCAAAUAAGGAAACACAUGUUUGAUGGUAGUAUUCAGGCAGGAGAUUAUUAUUAACCAAUCAAAAUUUACUCAAAAGAAUCAAGAAAAACAUUGUACCCUUGAGGUUUAGGAAAAUACUCAAGGUUAAAUGCUAGAAAUGCAGCAUCUUAACCCAUAUAGGUUUUUGAGGAUAUGACAAAUUACAAAUUUGAUGACAUACAUUUCUUUUCCCCACUGUUUUGCAUCAUAAACUACUCAUAAACCAUCCUUGAAACCUGCAAGCAAAUUAGUGUUUGACUCUCACCAUCAGUGCAGAUAGGAUCUUUUUUCAUUUCCUCUCAUAGACCCCUGCAAGAAAAGAAAAAAAAGUGUCACAACAGAGAAAUGAUGAGGAAUAAGUUUUUUGUUGGCCCAAGUGGGUGGGGGAGGUUUGAUCUUCAUGGAAUGCUUGAAUCAAAGCACAUACAUUGAAAUAUGCAUUAGAGAACUCAGUCUACUUGGGUGACUGAGUGGUGGCCCCCACAUGGCUACACCAGCCUAACGCCUUAAUUUGGUUGCGUUACGCAACCCAAACUCCAAGUGGUUCCAAACAAGACAAAGUAUAACAAGGUUUGAGGAGCAAAAUAUACGCACACUUUACCUCUACUCCUGGCAUGAGCGCAUAACACAUGU